AUGUAGCAUUAAUAGCAUGAUGAAGAAGAAUAAAAAAGCAGUGCAAGUGAUAUUCAUGCUUUGUUAGAGAAAUUCGAAUGCACAGUUUGUUUAGAAGUUGCAAAAGAACCUGUUGUCACAGAAUGCGGUCAUUUAUUUUGCUGGCCAUGCAUUUAUAAGUGGUUGAAUUAAAAUAAUGAGUAUUUAGUAUGUCCAAAUUGCAAAAAUGGAAUUAAAAAAGAACUAAUAAGACCUCUUUAUGCUCGUAAUGAAGAUGAUACCCACCAAAAAUAGAGAGAUUCAAAUAUACCUAAAAGAGCAUUACCUCCUCGUUAAAUCCCUUAAAAAAAUUAAAAUCACCUUGGAGGAAGAGUCUCUUCAGCAAAUUUAUCAUUAGGAGUAAGCUUUGCAGGUUAUGGAUACUUCCCAUCUUUGUAUGGCUUGUUAAAUCAAUAUAAAAAUAACAUUACAGAUCAGUUGGAGUCAAAUGUUUCUCCGGAAGUUGCAAAGCAACCGUUUUUAGAAAGAUUCUUUUACAUUUUGUGCAUAUUAUGUAUUUUAUUUUUAGUUUUUUGUAUGUGA
Messenger RNA from Tetrahymena thermophila SB210, 561 nucleotides. RefSeq names its product zinc finger, C3HC4 type (RING finger) protein. The transcript is spliced from 7 exons. Gene Ontology annotation, molecular function: metal ion binding; ubiquitin-like protein conjugating enzyme binding; ubiquitin protein ligase activity. Lineage: Eukaryota; Ciliophora; Oligohymenophorea; Hymenostomatida; Tetrahymenidae. Gene Ontology annotation, cellular component: endoplasmic reticulum. The record is from RefSeq and is a predicted model, not a curated record. Gene Ontology annotation, biological process: ubiquitin-dependent protein catabolic process.